Messenger RNA from Phlebotomus papatasi, 2239 nucleotides. RefSeq names its product putative fatty acyl-CoA reductase CG5065. Lineage: Eukaryota; Metazoa; Arthropoda; Insecta; Diptera; Psychodidae. The record is from RefSeq and is a predicted model, not a curated record. Bases 589 to 2124 code for a protein of 511 amino acids. Gene Ontology annotation, cellular component: peroxisome. Gene Ontology annotation, molecular function: alcohol-forming very long-chain fatty acyl-CoA reductase (NADP+) activity. The transcript is spliced from 4 exons. Gene Ontology annotation, biological process: long-chain fatty-acyl-CoA metabolic process.
UUUUUUUAAGAUUUGCAACUUUAAUUAAGUUCUUACAUAUCUAAUUCUUAUUUUUUUACUAUUUCCGUUGGGAAAAAAUCAAAUAAGUGAUGUCAUAUACUUAAUCCCGUGGCCAAAGGUGUCAUGAGUUAUGUUGACUUGCAAUUGUCACCUUUUGCAAAUACGUUGUAUUAGAAAAGAACAAUGCUUAGACUCUUUGGGCAUAAAGCAGCGUGAGCAUAAAUAAAAAGUGCGAAUAUUGGCGAAUAUUGAAAAGAAUAGGAGAGACUUAUAACCGAAAAAAGAAACAUAACAAUAUUUCCGUUGGGAUGUUAACUUUGUUUUAUUAUCACAUUUCCAAGUCAAACAAUGCCGUACGCUUCGGGGAACGCUUGAAUUGCAAUUAAUAGAUUCAUAAUUGAAUGUUUACCUGACGCUCUGUGUUCAAUAAAUGUGAAAAAAUAAUAUUUCAUGACUUUAGUUGGAUCUAAUAAACGACUGUGUGAACAUCUAUUGGGGUUUUUUCUCUGCCUCACUAGGCAUUAGAAGCUGUGGAAUAAAGAGUUGUAUCUUGAAGAGGAAUAGCAAAAAACGUCCAAAAAUCGAGCAAUGGAUGUGACCACUUUGCCCACAAUCCCGCAAUUUUUUGCGGGACGGGACAUCUUCAUCACGGGCGGAAGUGGAUUUAUGGGCAAGGCAUUGAUCGAGAAGAUUUUGUAUUGUUGUCCAGGAGUUGGAAAAAUCUACAUUUUGCUGCGCCCAAAGAAAAAUCGUGGUAUUGCAGAGCGAUUGGCUCUGCUGAAGGAGGAAUCGGUCUUUGAGCGGGUUCGUCGGGAUAAGGCAGAACAAUUGGACAAACUCAUUCCAGUUGCGGGUGAUGUAAGUGUCCUGCAAAUGGGCAUAUCGGAGGAUGAUGUCCGAGCGAUGGAGAAUGUGUCAAUUGUGUUUCAUGUGGCGGCAAGUGUAAGAUUUGACGAUCCCCUCAAAGAUGCCAUUCUAAUGAAUGCAAGGGGAACAAGGGAAGUUUGUCGUUUUGCCGAGAAACUUCAGCAUCUCAAGGUGAUGAUGCACGUCUCGACGUCCUAUUGCAAUCCCGAUUGGCAUGAUAUUGAAGAGAAAAUUUACCCGCCCUAUGCAGACUGGGAGAAGGCUAUUAAAAUUGCAGAAACCUACGAUAAAGAAUUACUUGAUAUUCUUGCACCAAAGUACACAAGUUUCCAGCCAAACACUUACACAUUCACCAAGUCUCUGGCCGAGCAGAUAAUCAAUGACUUCAAGGAGAAACUGCCGGUGAUUAUCUUUAGGCCGUCAAUUGUCAUCUCAGCCGUGUCAGAGCCAAUGCCCGGAUGGAUUGAUAACUUCAAUGGUCCCGUGGGGCUUCUGGUGGGCUGUGGCUUGGGUAUCAACAGGACACUGUACUCCAAUCCUGACAAUGUGGCUGAUUACACUCCCGUGGACAUUGCUGUGAGGGCCAUGCUGUCGGCCGUUUGGAAGAGAGGCACUCAAGAACCACUCGAUCUUUUGCCCAUUUACAACUGUUCAACAUCCGAUGUGAGACCAACGACAUUCAACGAAGUGGUGAAUCUGGGCAAAGAUCUCUCACCGCAAUGGCCCUUCGAUCAGACUCUGUGGGCUCCUGGAGGCAGUGUGACCAAUUGGAAGGCCUAUAACUAUGUAAAAGUGAUACUGUUGCACGUCCUCCCGGCCAUUAUCAUUGACACAGCCCUGAAACUGAGUGGGAAGAAACCUUUUAUCCUGCGCCUCCAGAGACGAAUUUAUCAGGCCAAUCAGGCUCUGGCGUAUUUUGUGCUGAACACAUGGACAUUCCAGAAUAAGAAUCUCUAUUCGCUGAAUGAGGGACUGCAGGAUUGCGAUCUGAAGGCCUUUCAGUUCAACUAUGAGAUAAAUACUGAUGUCCGGAAUUACUUUAGCAUGGCCAUUUUGGGCACAAGGAGAUACCUGAUGCAUGAGAAGGAUGAAGAUCUGCCCAAGGCUAGGCUGAGAUUUCAGCGAAUGAGGAUUCUCGAUAGGGUACUGAAGAGUAUAGUCUACAGUUGCUUUGCAUACUUCUUGAUUGUUAGGCUGGACAUCAUUCCGCUUUUGCUGCGUCUCACUAAUAAAAAUGUCGCACAGUACAUGAAUUGAAAAGAAAUUUUUUGAUUUAUGUUUUAUGUUAUGAAUUGUUUAUUCUUUUUUUUAUACAAAUCAAAAUGAAAGUUGCGUGGCGAUCCACUAAAUAUAAAAAAAAAUGGAAUGGAAA